This is a messenger RNA of Drosophila erecta, 1089 nucleotides long. It is a transcript of the gene Tengl1, whose product is annotated as endonuclease G, mitochondrial. NCBI's taxonomy places the organism in Eukaryota, Metazoa, Arthropoda, Insecta, Diptera, Drosophilidae. Gene Ontology annotation, cellular component: nucleus; mitochondrial inner membrane. Gene Ontology annotation, biological process: apoptotic DNA fragmentation. Gene Ontology annotation, molecular function: RNA endonuclease activity; nucleic acid binding; single-stranded DNA endonuclease activity. The record is from RefSeq and is a predicted model, not a curated record. The coding region runs from base 96 to 1037 and encodes 313 amino acids. The transcript is spliced from 2 exons.
CAUAGGUUUUACUUGCAGCUCAACAGACAAGUUACCGAUUUCGAAUUUGUUUCUAAUUUAUAACACAAAAUUGGCAGAGUUGAUAUAUAGGAUCGAUGGAAGUGCCAGUGAAGGGCAUUCUUGGUAUAUUGGCCACAGCUGGAUCCUUUUUUGCACUGGGAGCAUACUACCAGCACAUUGAUGUCAUGCGAAAAAUUCGACGAUUGGAGCAACGAAACCCACAUGCCUACUUCAUCAGAAGGAAGCUGUACGCACUGCUGGGAAUUUUCGCUGUGCGAGCUGAUAACGCAGAAUUGGACGUGGAUCCCGAUGACUGCCACAAGCUGGGCGGGAUCAUGAAGUACGGCUUCCCCAGCACCAAUGAUAUCACCCUGAACGAGACAUUUGACUUUGUGACCUCCUUCGAUCGAAGAAACUCCGCGAUUCUGUGGAUGUGCGAGCGGGUAGAUCUGUCCAAUCGCGUCGUCUACGGGGAUUCCGCAUCCGUGGUAGCAGCUGGAGCAUUCAGGCAGUCGGAGGCAGCUCGGGUGUUUUUCCUGUCCAACAUAAAACCAUUUCUGAACAGAGGAUUCAAUCUCACCGUCUGGGAUCGAUUGCUGCAGUACGUCCAUGAGAUGAGCCAAAGACAUGGAACUGUGUAUACCUACACCGGAUCGGUGUACUUGCCACGUGAGCUAAAGUCGAACAGUUGGUUCCUGGAGUUCCAGUCGGAAGAGAGGACCAUGGUGGCCGUGCCCACCCAUUUCUUCAAGGUCCUGGUCAUAGAUCAGAAGAUCGAAGGCGAUACCAUUCCCUAUGCGGAGGCCUACGUGAUGCCCAACUCGCCGCUGAACAACAAUGUCGAACUGAAGACCCUUCUCAGCGAUGUCCGGGAAAUAGAAAACGCCACUGGCCUACGGUUCUUCGAAGGACUCGACCGCAACUUCGUCAACGUCCAAGUAUCCAGUUCAAUAGUCCACCCAGUAAAUGGUCCUUUAACAAGCCCCUUAACUUUGCCGGGGACCUUGGACACUCGAAGUGCUAUCUCCCCCAAAUAGAAUCUAAAUAUAUGUACAAAGAGAUAGUGUUGGCCAUGAUAAAUCCUUUAGA